Molecule: messenger RNA, 7650 nt
Organism: Knipowitschia caucasica
Lineage: Eukaryota; Metazoa; Chordata; Actinopteri; Gobiiformes; Gobiidae
Source: the annotation of a GenBank genome assembly
AUGUCCGACCGGGAGAGAGAGGAGUUGGGGCAGAAGUUGCAGAAGCUCUGGGUCCGACUUAAAACCCCGAAGCACCCGGAGCAGCUCCCAGCGCUGGAGCAGAUCCUGCAGGACAUGGCUUUCCUCGCCCACUCGGAACACGCCGUGGAGCUGUUUGCAGAAUCUGACGUCAACAGUUUGAUGAUCGUCCUGUCGACCAAUAUCCAGAGCAAAACAGUGCAGCAAGUGGGGUGGUCUCUUCUCUGUCGUCUGAUGCAGAUCCGGCCUCAGACUCUGGCUCAGGUCACUGCUCCACUGCAGGCCAGAGACUGGGACGUCCUGGGCGUGCACCAACACAUCCUGAAGGUCUUGUCCCAGUUCGCCUCGGACGCCAAAGUGACGAUGGUGGCUCUCCGCGCUCUGGCCCUGCUGCUCACAUCAGAUCUGCUCCGUGAGCUGGUCCUGGAGGAGGAGGACGUGUUUGAGCUGCUGAUCUCCUCCAUGACAAGGUUCUCCCACAGCGAGGAGGCGCAGGUGCAGGGCUGCUCCGCACUCUGCUCCCUGCUGCAGACAGAGCGACAGGAGCUGCUCUUGGACUUUGUGGAGCGUCAGAACCACGUCUGCGUCCUGUCGUCUCUGCGCAGCUUCAGAGAGAGUCCAGAGCUCCAGCUGCACGGGCUGAGAUUACUCCUCCUGCUGGCCAGCCUCAACAGUAACGUGGAGAUCCUGAUGUCCGCCGCCGUGCGCUGUUACCGCGUGGUCACCGUCGCCAUGACAACGUUCCCAGAAGUUGAAGACAUCCAGGAAGUGGGCUGCUGCCUCCUUCACAAGUUCUGCUCAGAGAGCUUCUGCAGUAUCCUGGUGGUAAACGGAGUGCACAGGUCUUUAGUUCGGGCCUGUGAGACGUUCCCAGACAACGCAGAGCUCCAGACGGCCGCUCUGUCCUGCCUCGCCAGCCUCACUCAGACACUGGUGCAGAACGCGGCGGCUGCAGCAGCGCCUAUGGAGGAGGGGGAGGAGCCUCCGGCAGAGGGGGAGGGGAAUCUUGAGAAAGGGGAGGAGCCUCAGGGGCUGACCUGGAUGGAGUUGUGCUGCUCUGCCCUGGAGCUCCAUGCAGAGGAGCCUAGAGUGCAGGAGGCGGCGAGUUGGGCCAUCCACAGUCUGCUGCUGCACGGAGCUGGACUCAGUCAGUCUGAGGAGGAGAGCAGCACCAGAACUCCUGUUCACCGGCAGCUGAUGGCGGCCAUGUUGCUUCACUCUGAGUCAACACGAGUGUUUGAGGCCGCGACCAGCGCCAUCAUCGCUCUGCUCAUGCACAAGAGUAAAAUGCGCCCCCUGCUGGUCUCAAGUGGACUUCAUGUGAACGUAGUGGAAAUCAUGAAGAAACACCAGAUGUCGCGCGGCGUCUCGGUCAGCGGCUGCAAACUGCUGCGGCUGCUUUUCCACGGACGUAACGUUGCUGGUCUGGACGAUCUGAGCAUGGCUAUGUCCCAGAUGCUCUCCACCAUGAGGACGCACACACACGAGGCCGACGUCCAGCAGGAGGCGCUCAGGGGCUGUCUGGUGCUGCUCAGUCCAGAGCGGAGUGUACGGGACGGCGGGGCCUCGGUCUCGGACCCAGACUCGGACUCAGCCAAUGUGUCUCUGAAAGUUCUGAAGAACCAGUGUGUGGUGGAGGCCGCACACAAGCUCUUUCUGCAGGCGCUGAACCGGUUCAUCAGCAGUCCCAGUCUGCAGCUCGUGGGGCUGAAGGUUCUCUGUGCUCUGUCAGACAGCUCUGGUGCAGUGGACCUCCUCUGCCAGCAGGGGGCGAUAGACACAGUACUACACACACUGCAGAUGUUCAAGCAGGACAGAGAGAUCCACUUCUGGGGCCUGACGCUGCUGCAGCAUCUGGUGGUGAGGAAGAAGCUGUCGAGGAUGAUGUUACCGGUGUUGGCCUCGGUGCUGGUGGAGUCUCUGCGGCAGAACAGAGACGACCGUGACAUGGUCCUCAAGUGCUUCCUGGUGUCUCUGAGGAUGAUGGAGGCGUGUUCCGGAGCCGCGGCUCAACUGCAGAAACACGACUUUGACCGAGAGGUUUUUCUUCAACUGAGAGAAGAGCACAGCACCAGCAUCAGCAUCAGCCCCCUCCGCAGGACCGUGUGCGUGGCGCUCUCACGGCUGUGGCUCGACACAGAGCUGCAUUUCUCUAUGUUGGAAAAAGCGUGUGAGGAGGAAGACACCGCCAUGGCCGAGUGUCUGCUGGAGCUCGGAGCCGAGACCCACGGAAAGACCGCCACGGAGCCACUCAUCUACCAGGUGUGUGCUCGUGGCGGGCCCCUGGAGCUGCUGGAGCUGCUGUUGUCUCGCGGCGCUUCAGAACAGGAUAUGCGGCAUGCGCUGGCCGUGUGUGUGAAGCGCGGAGACGGUCCUGCGGUGGUGCAGCUGCUGGGGCGGCUCGGCCUGGACCUGCACAGCUCCUCUCUGUGUCUGGGCGGCUUCAGGCUCGGGCGGCUGGACGCGGCCUGGCUCAGCGCGCUGUUAGCGGAGCGCGGCCGCAGCCACAGCUUCAACGCACGCCCCAACGGUAAAGGCGUGGCCCUCUCCCGUUUCGUCCGGUCCCUGCAGCGCCUGAAGGCUGCCCCUGGACCUGUGCGCUCCCACACUGACCCAUGUCUGACCUCUGGCUACAUCUCCGACGAGAGCGACGACUCCAGCUUCAGCUGUUUGUCCACUGACGAGGGACUGGUGCUGAAUGAGGACAGCGAUGGUAGUGACUCUGCAGCUGGACCUCUGUCUCCUCAUCACCACAGUCACUCAUCAGAGGAGCUGAGGAACCGCAAGCAGAGCAGGACGAGACACGCCAGCGCUGAGGACUUCGAGCCUCAGGACAAGAGGAAGUACAGUCGCACUGGUUCAAUGCAGAAAUUGUUCCUGGAGUCGGUUUCUCCCAGAGACCGGGAGCGGAUCAGACUGGUGGACCUGUCUGGGAACGAGCUGGACUCUCUGAGCUGUCUGAUGGAUCACGACUCAGUGCAGCAGCAGCUGGAACAUCUGCAGAGACUGGACCUGAGCCACAACAGCCUGCUGGACUUCCCCCAGCAACUGUGCCAGAGCUUGAGGAGCCUGACCCGUCUGGACCUGCAGGGGAACCAGCUGGACCGCUUCCCCACGGAGCUGCUGACCCUGCCUUCUCUGAGCCUGCUCAACCUAUCCCGCAACUGCAUCCAGUCCGAGUCCAGGACCUCAGACAGGACCUCGAACCAGACCUCGGGCCAGACCUCGGACCAGCCCCCACGCUGCCCCACCCUGAAAAGUCUGAACCUGUCCUUCAACAAACUGCUACACUUUCCACUGUUCCUCACACAAGCUUUGGAGAACGUGGAGGAACUUCUACUGGAGGGAAACAGCCUCAGCUCCCUCACCUGUCCCCUCUCUCUGCCCGAGCUCAGAGUCCUGGACCUCAGUAAGAACCAUGUGGAGGUGGUGUCCCAGGACGUUCUGCAGCUGUGUCCCAAACUGGAGCAGCUAAACGCCUCCACCAACCGCCUCUCUGUUCUCCUUCACCUUCCUCUGAAAGUCACCACUCUGAAACUCGCCAACAACAGCUUCAGCCACGUUCCAGACGCCGUCCUCCAGCUGCCAUGCCUGCGAUCGGUGGACUUACGGAACAACCUCCUCUCCUCGCUCCCCGCUCCCUCCUCCUGGUCGUCUCGGAACCUCCGCGAGCUCAUGUUCAGUAAGAACCAGAUCCAGACUCUGGACCUGAGCUCGGAGGUCUUCAGGUGGAAUCGUCUGGAGAAGCUUCACCUGAGCCACAACCAGCUGAGUGAGAUCCCGGCGGAGAUCGGUCAGCUGGAGAGCCUGACCUCUCUGGACGUCAGCAGAAACUCGGCUCUGCGCUCGUUUCCAGACGAGAUGGGGAAACUGGUGCGGCUCUGGGACCUGCCCCUGGACGGACUCCGCCUCCAGCUGGACCUGAUGGUAAUCGGCUCCAAGACCAAAGACAUCAUCAGGUUCCUCCAGCAGCGGCUGAAGAAGGCUGUCCCAUACUUCCGCAUGAAGCUGAUGGUGGUGGGGAACUGUGGCUCGGGUAAAACCAGUCUGAUCCAGACUCUCACCAGGACCAGGAGAGCCAAACACAGCCCUAGCAUCCAGGUCUCUGAUUGGACGAUCCGCGAGCGAGACCGGAAGAAGAUGGUGCUGAACGUGUGGGACUUCUCAGGAGCAGAGGAGUUCAGCGGGGCCCACCCUCACCUCAUGACCUCCAGAGCCUUGUACCUCGUGGUCUAUGACAUCAGCAAAGGCAGUGCUCAGGUCGAGGCCCUCAAACCCUGGCUCUUCACCAUCAAGGCCGUGGCUCCCCAGGCUCCUGUGGUGCUGGUCGGGACCCACUCCGACCAGAGCUCUGAGAUCCAGCUCCAGUCCUGUCUUCUGAAGAUCCGUGAGGAACUUCUGAACCAUCAGGCCUUUCCCUCCAUCAGGGACUACCACAUGGUGUCAUCCCUCGAGGACUCGGACACUCUGAGCCGGCUGAGGAAGGCCAUUGUGAGGGAGGCCACAAGCUACAAGGUCUCUGGCCAGCCUGUGAUGGGUCAGCUGGUCCCAGACUCCUUCAUGGAGCUUCAGAACAGAGUAUUUUUGGAGAGGAGCCGAGUGAGUCCCCAGUUCCCGGUCCUGACCCACACGGAGCUGCUGCAGUUCAUUCAGGAGUCACAGCUGCCCCUGGACGAGCACGAGCUGCCGCAUGCUGUGCACUUUCUCUCAGAAGCAGGAGUCCUGCUGCACUUUGAGGACCCUGUUCUGCAACUGCAGCAGCUGUACUUCAUCGAACCACAGUGGAUAUGUGACAUCAUCACCCAGAAGCUGUCGGUGAAAAACUCGUUGUCCCAGGAGCAUCCUAAAGGCGUGCUGCAGCGCCACACGGUGGAGAAGCUGCUCCUCGACUCCAGAUGUUUCCCAGAGUCUCACGCGCUGCAGUUCUUCAAACUCCUGGAGAAGUUUCAGAUCGCUCUGCCGUUUGGAGACGAGCAGCUGCUGGUGCCGAGCAGACUGUCCAAGCACCGGCCUGUCAUCGACCUCCCCCACACAGAGAACUCGGAGGUGAUCGUGCGCUUGUACCAGAUGCCCUAUUUUCCGCUGGACUUCUGGUCCCGUCUGAUCACACAGCUGCUGGAGGUGUCCUACCUGCUGCUCCCAGACACCGGCUGCAGACCCAACCGUAUCUACUGGAGGAGAGGAGUGUAUCUGAACUGGGCUCCAGACGCAUACAGCCUCGUGGAGUCUGCAACUGUGGAGGAGAGCAGCUGUGUGCGCAUCACUGUGCCCUGUUCACAGAGAGGCCGUGUGCUGCUGGGACAGAUGGUGGACCACAUAGACUCGCUGCUGGAGGAGUGGUUCCCCGGUCUCCUGAACACAGACAUGCACGGCAGCGGAGAGGCCCUGGUGAAGAGGUGGGCAGUGUACAGCUUUGAGGACGGACAGGAGCCUCAGAAGAUCCUGCUGGAGGAUCUGUUCUCCUGCUUCGACACCGAUUUCUUGCUGAUAAACCCGGAGGACCCGCGCUGCACUCUUCCGUUGUCCCAGAUCGCUCCAGACCUGGUUCUGAGCGACCAAUCCGCAGCCACGAUACUGGAGCGGGAAGAGCUGGAGGUUGAUAUGUCUGUGGACAACCGUCUGGGAGACGGAGGCUUUGGCACCGUUUACAGAGGGACGUACAAGGACAAGGAGGUGGCCGUGAAGGUCUUUAACAAACACGCAUCCGAGCUGUACGUCUACAGGCUGCUGAGACAGGAGCUGACGGUGCUGGGUCGCCUUCGCCACCCCAGCCUGGUGUCCCUGUUGGCGGCCGGCUGCUGUCCUCAGGUCCUGGUCAUGGAGCUGGCGCCGCGUGGAUCUCUGGAUUCUCUGUUUGAACAAGAGUCCAGUCUGAGCCGCAAACUGCAGCACCGCAUCAGCCUGCAGGUGGCAGACGGCUUGAGGUUCCUCCACUCCUCCAUGAUCAUCUACAGGGACCUGAAGCCUCACAACGUGCUGCUGUUUAACCUGAGGAGCGACUCUGACACCAUCGCGAAGAUCACGGACUACGGCAUCGCUCAGUACUGCUGCGGGAUGGGAGUACGGAGCGCAGAGGGGACACCAGGGUUCCGUGCUCCUGAGGUGGCCCGAGGCGGUCUCAUCUACGACCAAAGAGCGGACGUGUUUUCCUUUGGUCUGCUGCUGUACGACCUGUUCACCUGCGGAGCGCGGAUCAGCGACGGAGCCAAGUUCCCCAGCGAGUUCGACGAGAUGGCGGUGCGCGGAAAACUGCCCGACCCAGAGAAGCACUAUGGUCUCAGCCCUUGGCCUCGGCUCCAGUCCCUGAUGAAGGACUGUCUCAGGGAGAGUCCUCACGAGCGGCCCUCCUCCGCACAGGUGUUCCAUCGUCUGAACUCUGCAGAUGUGCUGUGUUUGCUGAGUGAGCUGCAGCUGACGUCCUCAGCUGCGUGCCUCCUGCUCGGGUCGGUGGUCUGGCUCGGAGGGGGAAGCAGCUCCGAACAUAAGGGGAUCAUCAGUACAGUGGAUAUGGACUCAGGACUCGUUCAUUCUCCGGUGGUUGACACUAGUCCGGUCCUGUGUAUGGUCCUGGUCCAGGUCUCUGGUGCUGAAGGGAGGGUCCUAGGGCAGGUCUCGGGGGCUGGGGAGUGGCUGGUCGCUGGGACUCAGUCUGGGUCUCUGUUGGUCCUGAACACUCAGGACUGGAACCUCAGACACCGGCUGCAGAGCGUGUCCGAUGCAGUGACCUCCAUCUACUACCAUACACACCCCACACGCACACAGAGGAGGAGCUACUUACUUGUGGGGACAGCAGAUGGCGCUCUCACCGUGUUUGAAGACUCCGUUCUCCUGCAGGAUCAGGGCGAGCCGGUAAAGACCUGGUCCUUGGGCUCCGUCAACACUCCGCUGUUGUGUCUGGGUCGUUCGGCUCACGCUCUGGACGGCGGCGCGCUCUGGGGCGCCUACGGCUCCAGGAUCCUCAUGUUCUCUGCUAAGUACGAAGUGUGUAAGAGCCUGGAGACCCGAGCCAAGACCCGAGUCAAGACCCAAGCCAAGCCGCCGCGUGCCCCACCCUCUGAAGCCCCGCCCUCAGAGACUCCUCCCUCAGAAGCUCCGCCCUCAGACGCCUACAUCUCGCGCUUGGCGGUGGAUAAGCUGCUGUACCUGAGCCGAGUCGGAGCGAGCGCGGUGGAGGUGUGGGACCGAUGCUCGGAGAAGAUGGUGGAGCACGUCGACUGUGCUCGAGUCAUCAGACAGUGUGCGACCUCCUCCCAUGGCCUUGUCCCCUCUCAGUGUCCUCCGUCUUGGGCCGAGGUGAAGUCUCUGUGGGUCCAGUCCUGUGUGGGUCUGUGGGUGGGCACCAGAGGAGGCCACAUUGUCCUGGUGGAGCUGAAUAAGACCAGCGCGCUGCAGGUGCUGUGGAGCGGGGCCCAGAGUGUGCGCCACAUGGUGUCCGCGCACGCAGAUUUUCCGAACUGGAGAAACGUGGUUCUGGUUUUAGGCCGAAAACCGCGUCAGGACAAGACUCAAUUUGAGGACGAGUCGCUGGUGACUGUUUGGAGCAGUUCUCUGCCCAGAGAAAUGCGAGACCUGAGCCGAGUUUGCGAGAGGAGGGACAAGAUGGCCGCCAGCAUGAGGGAGACGCAGCAGUGA